Messenger RNA from Medioppia subpectinata, 825 nucleotides. Lineage: Eukaryota; Metazoa; Arthropoda; Arachnida; Sarcoptiformes; Oppiidae. The record is from the annotation of a GenBank genome assembly.
AAAUGUAUGAAAUGUUGAGAAGUUUAGGCGCCGGCGGCCUCACAGAAAAGCAUAAACAAAAUGUUUUGAAUGAAACGCAAAACUUGAUAAAAUUGCGAUCAGAAUAUGUGAUUCAAUAUUACUAUUCAUGGAUUCAAUACAACUGUUUAUACAUUCUAAUGGAUUGUUUGGCCGGAAAUUUAUCACAUGUUUUACAAAAUAAAAGAGCAUUAUUUGGGAAAGUAAUGACUGAAUUUGAAUAUUAUAUAUCAUAUGAAAUAUUCCAACAAUUGGUGGAAAGUGUGGAGUAUUUGCAUAAAAAUAAUAUCAUUCACAGAGACCUUAAACCCGAUAAUGUGUUGAUUACUAACAAUUAUAAAAGUGGUUCUAAACCUAAAAGAUAUAUAAAGUUAUGUGACUUCGGUUUGUCUAAAGAAGUGCAUGUAUUGAGUGAUGUAUACAAUCAAAGUAUUGCUAAACACACCGCAGAUGUAGCUCUAUAUAUGGCACCGGAAGGACAGACCACUGAAUACAACCAUUUAAUAGAUGUCUAUAGUCUGGCACUCAUUGGAGCGAAAAUAUUUGGUUUUGAUUCCGACGAUAUCAGAGACGGAGUGUAUAUCUUGGUCAAACUAUUCUAUCGUUUGAGCACAAAGAUAUGUACAUUCAAUGUGAGUAUUAUUCGCAAACUCUAUGGGAUGUCAUAAAUGCAAAGCACGUGAUAUUUGGGACACAAACCCAUCACUCGUUGGCAAUCAUUUCAAUUGAUUUCCUUAUUUCACAGCAAUUGUUGAGACAAUUAUUACAUUGUAUUCAAGGAGUGGUUGCUUUGGAUAUAAGUAGUAA